Messenger RNA from Lodderomyces beijingensis, 2106 nucleotides. The record is from the annotation of a GenBank genome assembly. Lineage: Eukaryota; Fungi; Ascomycota; Pichiomycetes; Serinales; Debaryomycetaceae.
AUGUCUACUCCCUUUGGCGUUGAUUUAGGUAACAAUAAUACCGUUAUUGCAUGUGCAAGAAAUCGAGGAAUCGACAUUAUUGUCAAUGAGGUCUCCAACAGAUCUACUCCCUCCUUAGUUGGCUUUGGCCCCAGAUCGAGAUACUUGGGGGAGUCAGCCAAGAACCAGCAGACUUCAAACAUCAAAAACACCGUGGAGAACUUGAAGAGAAUCGUGGGCUUGCCACAUAAUCACCCCGAUUUCAAGAUCGAGGAGAAAUUUUUCACAGUGCCCUUGGUGAAUCACAAAGCAGACCACGGCAUUGCGGCCAAAGUCAAGUAUUUGGGCCAGAACAAGGAGUUUACCGCGACGCAGUUGUUGGCUAUGUACUUGGACAAGAUCAAGGACACCGCGUUGAAGGAAACCAAGGGCAAUAUUACUGAUAUCUGUUUAUCGGUGCCAGGGUGGUAUACCGAAAAGCAGCGUCGUGCUGCUGCCGACGCCUGUAGAAUCGCGGGAUUGAACCCCGUUAGAAUUGUGAAUGAAAUGACCGCGGCUGCUGUCGGGUAUGGUGUUUUCAAAGCUGCCGAUUUACCCGAAGACGAAUACAAGAAAGUGGCCUUUGUUGACGUUGGCCACAGUUCUUAUCAAGUCUCGAUUGCUGCUAUCAAGAGAGGCGAAUUGAAGAUUCUUGGUGCUGCUUUCGACAAGCAUUUUGGUGGCAGAAACUUUGACUAUGCCAUUGCCGAGCAUUUUGCUAAUGAGUUCAAGACUAGAUACAAGAUCGAUGUUAGAGAAAACCCCAAGGCAUACUACAGAGUCUUGACCGCUGCUGAGAAGUUGAAAAAAGUGUUGAGUGCCAACACUCAAGCGCCUUUCAACAUUGAAAGUGUUAUGAAUGACGUUGAUGUUUCUUCUUCGUUGACUAGAGAAGAAUUGGAGGAGUUGGUCGAGCCUUUGUUGGCCAAAUUGCCAGUGCCAAUUGAACUUGCUUUGAAAGAAGCAGGAUUGAAAGCCGAAGACUUGGACUCGAUCGAAGUCAUUGGUGGUUCAUCUAGAAUCCCAGCUGUCAAGGAGUCGAUUUCCAAGGUAUUUGGCAAGCCAUUGUCAUUCACUUUGAACCAAGAUGAAGCUAUUGCCAAAGGUAACGCCUACAUUUGUGCUUGCCACUCGCCAACUGUCAGAGUCAGACCUUUUAAAUUUGAAGAUUACAACCAGUAUACCGUGUCCUACUUUUGGGAUAAAGAAGAUAACGAAGAUGAAGAUCAUUUGGAAGUUUUCCCCAAAGGUGGCUUGUUCCCAAGCACAAAAGUCAUCACUUUGUACAGAAAAGGACCAUCUUUCACGGUUGAAGCUAAAUACACCAAGCCAAAGGAAUUGCCAAAGGGCACUGAACAUUUCAUUGCCAAAUGGACCAUUGGCAAUGUCGAGCCAAGUGCCAAUGAGUCAUCCAUUGCUGUUAAAUUGAAGUUGAGGAAUGACCCAUCUGGUUUCUACAUUAUCGAGUCAGCCCACACCGUUGAAGAGCAACUUGUCAAGGAGUUGAUUGAACCAACUCCAAAAGCCGAAGGCGGUGAAGGUGCCGACGACGAAGACGAAGUGGCCGAGCCCCAAUACAAGGAAGUCAAGAAAUUGGUUAAAAAGGCCGAUUGCACCAUUGAAGUUGUUUGUGCCGCAUUACCCGAUGCCCAAUUGCAAAAGUUGAUUGAAGAAGAAGCACAAAUGAUCAUGGAAGAUAAAUUGGUCGCCGACACCGAAGAGAGAAAGAACCAAUUGGAAGAAUACAUUUACGACCUCAGAGGCAAAUUGGACGACAAAUACAAGGAUUUCGCUUCGGCGCAAGAAGUGGAGAAAUUGUCGGGCUUGUUGAACAAGGCAGAAGACUGGCUUUACGGCGACGGUGAAGACUCCACCAAGGCCAAGUACAUUGCCAAAUACGAAGAGUUGGCCUCGAUUGGCAACGUUAUCCGAGGCAGAUUCUUGGCCAAAGAACAAGAAAAGAAGGAACAGUAUAGACAAAAACAAGAAGCAGCGCAAGCGCAAGCAAUGGCUGAAAAAAUGGCCGAACAGAGAAAAAGCGCAAAGACCAACGGUAAAGACGCCGAUGGCGACACCAAGAUGAACUAA